This is a messenger RNA of Malurus melanocephalus (red-backed fairy wren), 1601 nucleotides long. RefSeq names its product ring finger protein 215 (gene RNF215). Gene Ontology annotation, molecular function: ubiquitin protein ligase activity. The transcript is spliced from 9 exons. The record is from RefSeq and is a predicted model, not a curated record. Gene Ontology annotation, biological process: ubiquitin-dependent protein catabolic process. NCBI's taxonomy places the organism in Eukaryota, Metazoa, Chordata, Aves, Passeriformes, Maluridae. Bases 110 to 931 code for a protein of 273 amino acids.
GUGUCCUGCUCUCCARGACCCCUGAGUACAUGGGAGUGCUUUGGGGGUGUCCUGAACCUUGGGGUCCGUCCCAGCUCUCCUCUCCUUGCCGUGUCCCCAGGUGGGUGACAUGGAGCCGGAGCUGGGCGCUGCUGACCCUUGGAUCGGGGUGGUGCCCAUGGGCACUGAGGAGCCGGCCGAGGGCCCCCGGGGUGCCAAGGAGGAAUCCUUCACCRCUGCCGUUGUCACCAAGAUGAAGCGAGCCCUGGUGCUGGGSGCCUCAGCCCUGCUCAUCCUGGCGCUGAACCAGAACGCCAUCCGUGAGCUGGAUGUGUCCCAGCUGCUCGCCAAGCCCGUCAUCAUCAUCCAGUCCUCAGACAACGUCACCAGGCUGCUGGGAGCACUCCUGCGUGGGCUCCGGGCUACAGCAAAGAUCACGUACCAGGCGGUGCUGCUGGAGAACCUGGGAGUGACGCUCACGCUGUGGUCCACCUGCGGCCUGUCCCGAGGGGGCCUCUAUGGCGAGUGGCAGGGGGUCAUCUGCCCCGGGGAGAGCAGCUCACAGGUCCAGAAGUACCUGCAGCAGCUGUGGAACACCAUCCUGCUGAUCGCCCUGCUGCUCUGCACCGGUGUGAUGGUGCAAGCCCAGCGCCAGUCACGGCAGGACCUGUCGGAGCGGGAUGCCGAGCUGGACCUGAAGCAGCACAUACGGCGGCGGCUGUCGACCCUGAAAACACGGCGCUACCAUCCCGGGAAGCCACCGCGGAGCCGGGCCUGUGAGAUCGAUAGCUGUGCUGUCUGCCUGGACCAGUUCCACAAGAGCCAGUGGCUGCGGGUGCUGCCCUGCUCCCACGAGUUCCACCGGGACUGUGUGGAUCCCUGGCUCCUGCUGCAGCAGACCUGCCCUCUCUGCAARCGCAACAUCCUGGGGAACUGCUGCACAGACAGCUAGCUGGCCAGAGGACACACUCCAGGGACAGACCCACCGCCGCUCCGGGGACAGGGAGGGGGGGCAGGGCGUGCCUGGCGAGCGGUGCUUGCUGCUGGAGCGGGGUUGGCAUGGCUGUGCCCGGCACAGUGCCCGGACAUCGGAGAGGAAAGGACUCAGGGCUCUCCUGCGGGUGUGAGUAGAGGGGUGGGGGGUCCAGAUGGGCAGUGCUGGGGAGGGAAGAUAUGGGGCACCCAUGGGUGUAACAGGGAUGUAACAGGGUAGGGGCUGGGGGCAGGGAGAGCCCUGGCCCCGCWAUGCUCUUGCCCUGCUCACAGCAAUUUUUCUAAGUCUUGGGUUUUUGUCUAUUUGCUGGUGGCUGUGGCUGGGUGGUCAGAGCCCGGCAGCAGUGCCAGCCCCUGUGGGAGGUGGGUGACAGCCCUGCCAGGGCUGGGGCUGCGGGGUGACCCACGGCCUCACUAUGGGAGGGCAGGGGGUCGGACACUUUAUUUAUAAUAACUUAUUAGAAAGGAUGGCACGAGUCAGCUGCAGAGCCAACACAGGGCUUGGCUCACCCAGCACGGUGACUGGGGACACACUGUGAGCCCUGCCUGGGUCCUGCCCCACGGGCUGCAGCAUGGCACGUGUCCAUCCCUAUUAAAACAUGGAGCAAGGACUGUCUGUGUGGUUUAUG